AGCACAACAGCUGCGUCUUCAGAUCAAGGAACCAUACAAACGAUCUUGCAAGAGUUACGUUCUUUGCAAACAAAAUUUGAAAAAUUCGAGGAAAAAUAAUAAAAACUUUGACGGAAGAAGUCGUUGCGUUAAAAACCGAAGUCAAGCAGCAAAGAAAUAUGCGUAAGAAGGAUGAUACGUCUCUAAUACCUUCCUUGCCUUUCAUGGAUGUCAAGGAUUUUAUUGAUUUUGACAAGAAGCUGCUGUUGAACGACAAAAUAACAUCUCAGCUGAAAAAUAUCAUAUAUGGAGUUGGAGGAAAGAAUUUCCCUUCAUUCCUAAGAAUGGCAUUGAAAUCCAUUAUAUCGGAUGCUAUGGCCGUUAAUUUAACUUGGCGUGGAACAAAUGACAAACCCAGUAUCCAACGCUUUACAACAUUUGCACUAAUAAAAAGUAAUAUUUCACAUAAAACUAUAACUCUAAAGAAAUCAAUUAAUUCUAUUUUCCUACAGAUGCCUGUCAUUCCAAAUAUUCGAACUCGACCGAUAUGGAUAUAAAUAAAGUGUGUCAACAGCACAUACAUACUUCACG
This is a messenger RNA of Bactrocera tryoni, 570 nucleotides long. RefSeq lists its product as uncharacterized. NCBI's taxonomy places the organism in Eukaryota, Metazoa, Arthropoda, Insecta, Diptera, Tephritidae. The coding region runs from base 159 to 536 and encodes 125 amino acids. The record is from RefSeq and is a predicted model, not a curated record. The transcript has 2 exons.